Molecule: messenger RNA, 1524 nt
Organism: Postia placenta MAD-698-R-SB12
Lineage: Eukaryota; Fungi; Basidiomycota; Agaricomycetes; Polyporales; Adustoporiaceae
Exons: 11
Coding region: 1-1524 (507 amino acids)
Biological process (GO): transmembrane transport
Molecular function (GO): transmembrane transporter activity
Source: RefSeq, a predicted model, not a curated record
AUGUCUUCAGCGCACGGCCGUAGUGCGACCCCCGACAGCAUUCAAACCGUACGCGUCGGGGAUGAUAUACAAAACCUGGAGAAAGCUCUGUCAGAACAGCCGGUGAAGCUUGACAUCGAACAUGCUCUCGUCAAAGACGAUCCACGACAAUGGUCCAGAGCGCGGAAGUAUUGUGUGGUGGUGAUGAUCUGCGCGGCCGCUAUGAUUGCUGGUUUGGGCGGUAACAUCUACAAUCCCGCGAUUACCCAGAUUGAAGCGGACCUCCACGCGACGAGUUCCCAACUUAGUCUGACGGUGUCCCUCUUCAUACUCAUUCAGGGAGGGUUUCCUGUGUUUUGGAGCGCGGUUAGUGAAAUCCAAGGUCGCAAGAUUGUGUACCUGGUCUCCAUCUCGCUCUGCACUUUAGGCUGUGUGGUCUCUGCGUUAGCGAAAACCAUUGACGUGCUCAUAGGCAUGCGAUGUUUGCAAGCUGCAGGAGCGAGUGCUGUCGUGUCCAUCGGUGCGGCCACGCUGGCUGACCUUUUCGAGCCAGCCGAAAGAGGAACUAUGAUGGGCAUAUACUUAUGUGCUCCCUUGCUCGGCCCCUCACUCGGACCCAUCAUUGGUGGCAUACUCACGCAGGCGUUUAACUGGCGUGCGACGUUCUGGUUUCUGGUCAUCUUCACAGGGCUCUGCGCUAUAUCCUUCAUUUUCUUCGUGGAUACGUUCCGUCAUGAGCGUAGCAUGUCGUAUCAGGCUGCCCUCAAGAAGGCCAUGCAUACUCCAGAUCUUACGCCCCAUGCCAAAACAGAUCCAGCACACGGCGUCGAUGCAUUGAGCAAGCUAUCGGAGACCGGACAUCCUGUGCACGAGUCCCAGGACGAUACGAUGUCCGCUGUCACUACCAUUGCGGAAAUCCCAGAAGCUGAUAUGCCGAAGGGAGUUUCCAUGCCUGCACAGGAGGUGAAGCUUACUCUAAAAGACGUCAACCCGGUGCGGCCCAUGCUGCAGGUGCUGCGGCGACCAAACAAUGUCGUAAUCAUCCUCGCGUCUGGUACUAUCUUGUAUACGGCAUCGAUCACGCUGGCCAAUGCGUAUCACUAUGACGCAUUGAGAAUCGGAUUGGUCCUCUUGGCGUUCGGGAUGGGCUGUCUCCUUGGUAGCAUCCUUGGUGGACGCUACUCCGACUACAUCUUGGCGAAGGCGAAGGCGAGCCAUGGAGGGAAAGGCAGCGCAGAGGCACGCACAUUAUGCAUUGCUCUCGCCACAAUGUUCGCAAUGGGGUUCUUCCCCUGCGUGGUUAUAGCCUACGGCUGGGUGUGCGAGCAGCACGCUAACGUAGGCCUUUCGUCGACCGCAGUCGCCACAAACAGCUGCAUUCGAGGCCUGUUUGGCUUUGUUGCUACGGAGAUUGCGGUGCCCCUUCAGAAUUCUAUCGGCGAUGGCGGCCUGUACUCUAUGUGGGCUGGCUUGAUGGUAGUUUCUGAGCUGCUCAUCCUGCUCGUCUGGUGGAAAGGCGGCCAGUGGCGCGAGAAGUCAGCUUGA